ACCAAUCAUUUGCUUUGUCAACAUCUGCUCAUUGUGUUGGUUCAGCCAUGGGAAUUUUCGCCUACAAUGUCAAUGUGGUAUCCCCAAAUUUUGUUCUUCCCAAAAACCCACUUUUUAUCUCAGAAUUUCCUCUUCCACAGGUUCGCAUUAAUCCCUCACGCAGGUGCAGCAUCACACUUCAAGUAGCUUUCAGCAUGACACAAAACCCAGCAGCUGUGCAGAAGAAAAUUACAGUGCUGAACCAACACAAUGAGAAACUAGCUGGAGUGUUGCAUGAUACUGGAUCUAUGGAGAUCGUGGUCUUGUGUCAUGGAUUUAGAUCGUCAAAGGACUUCAACACUAUAGUGAACCUUGCUGUUGCCCUGGAGAAAGAAGGAAUCAGUGUAUUUCGCUUUGAUUUCCCUGGAAAUGGUGAAAGUGAAGGUUCAUUUCAGUAUGGUAACUACUGUAGAGAGGCGGAUGACUUGCAUUCUGUGGUUGAAUAUUUCAAUGGAGCAAACUGCAAAGUAACAGCAGUCCUUGGACAUAGUAAAGGAGGGGAUGUUGUGCUUCUAUAUGCUUCUAAGUAUCAUAAUGUUCACACAGUCAUCAAUUUGUCUGGCCGUUAUAAUCUAGAGAAAGGCAUUGCAGAGCGCUUGGGGAAGGACUUUCUGGAAAUAAUCAAGAAGGAUAGCUUCAUUGAUGUUAAAAAUAGAGCAGGAAAUGUUGAUUACCGUGUUACCGAGGAAAGUUUAAUGGAUCGACUUAAUACAAACAUGCAUGAUGCAUGCCUUCAAAUUGACAAAGGAUGCAGGGUAUUGACAGUUCAUGGGUCUGCGGAUGAAAUUAUUCCAGUGGAGGAUGCUUUAGAGUUCGAUAAAAUCAUACCAAACCACAAAUUGCAUAUCAUCGAAGGAGCCAAUCAUUGCUAUACAUCACACCAAGCUGAGUUAACUCCUGUGAUCUUGCCAUUCAUAAAGGAAGGUCUGCAACACUCAGCAGCAGAACUAGGACACUAGAUAGGGUUUUAGAACUUGUCUGUGUAAUUCAAAAUUUGCUUCGCCUCAUACUGGUCAUCACUACAAGGGGAUUCUUCAUACUAGAUGUUGAACUUCAGCAGAUUCGGUAUGAGAUGAACAUUUGUUGCACUUCAACGACAUUUGGAUUUGUAUCUUGAGCUUGUAAAAUAAAGGAUUGUAGAACUGCAGACCCCCACAUUUUACCUUUUCUUUGUUGACUGUUUCUCAUUUCAAAUUUAUAACAAUAAUACUUGUUUCACUUUUUAUGACAGUAUUUGAACCAACA
Messenger RNA from Solanum tuberosum (potato), 1284 nucleotides. RefSeq lists its product as uncharacterized. The coding region runs from base 48 to 998 and encodes 316 amino acids. Gene Ontology annotation, cellular component: cytosol. Lineage: Eukaryota; Viridiplantae; Streptophyta; Magnoliopsida; Solanales; Solanaceae. The transcript has 8 exons. The record is from RefSeq and is a predicted model, not a curated record.